Chrysoperla carnea is the source of this 892-nucleotide messenger RNA. RefSeq names its product chymotrypsinogen A-like. Gene Ontology annotation, biological process: proteolysis. Gene Ontology annotation, molecular function: serine-type endopeptidase activity. The record is from RefSeq and is a predicted model, not a curated record. Lineage: Eukaryota; Metazoa; Arthropoda; Insecta; Neuroptera; Chrysopidae. The transcript has 4 exons. The coding region runs from base 38 to 850 and encodes 270 amino acids.
UGAAUUCGAUACAGUUGUUUGAUUCACCGCAUACAACAUGAACAAAUUCGCAAGUUUAUGGUUAGUUUUCGCUAUCAUAGGAGCUGCUUACAGCGCUCCAGCAGCUGAAGCUGAUGGUGAUGACAGAAUUUUGAAUGGAAGAAAGGCCGCGACAAAUCAAUACCCAUUCAUUGUGUCUCUCCAAUACAAAAUGCCAUCUGAACCUGGCACCAUAUUACGUUCCAAAUUCUGUGGUGGAUCAAUCCUCAACAAACGCUGGAUUUUAACUGCUGCCCAUUGCAUUGUCAAUGGAAAUAAAGACGGGGGUGUUAUGCACGUUAAGGCUGGUGUCAAGAACGCUUUUGACCUAGGUGGACAAUACCCAAGAGUACAAAAAAUCAUUUGGCCCACUCAAUACAACAAAACAGGCCAAGAAGAACACGAUAUUGCUUUGUUGCAAUUAGCAGAAGAAUUGGUAAUGGGCCCAGCUGUUCAACCAAUCGCUAUGGCACCAAAAGGUUUCAAAGCAUCAGGUGUAGGUACAAUCCUUGGAUGGGGAGCAAUCAAUGAAGAUCACUCACAAUCUAGCAACGAAUUACUCUAUACCCCAAUUCCAGUAGCUCCAUCAAGUGACUGUGACAUUUUCCGUGCCCACCGUCCAGCUGAACACAUCUGUCUUGGUGGUAAAGGUGGCGGUAGUGCAUGCGGUGGUGAUUCAGGUGGUCCAUUCAUCUUAACCCAUAAUGGUAAACCAUUGCUUGUAGGAGCAACAUCAUUCGGUACAGUAAAAUGUACAAAUGACAAACCAGUUGUCUACACAAGUGUAGCUGCUUACCGUGAUUGGAUUGAUGAAACAAUGGCCAAAAACUAAAUUAUAUUAUUGUAAUAUUUUAAUUAAUAAAAAAUCAUAAAA